AGGAAAUAAAUAAAUAAAUAAAUAAAAAUGAAGAGGUUUAUAUAAAUGAAUGAAGACAGAGACAUGUACUGUAAUUUCCCAGUUCUUCCCCAAAGAGUCUUCCUUGUUUGUGCAGCAAGAUCAUGAAAAACCACACGCACUGAAGAAGAAAAUCGUCUGCCGCUUGAGCUGCUGCUGCUGUUGUGUUGGUUGCUUCCGUCAGAAGGUUCUCUUUCAAAUACUAUAUAAAAAUACUCUAUUUGGAGUGUAGGAGAAAGAAAAGAAAAGAGUUUCGGCAAUAAUAUUAUAAUCAAUCAUUCAUCGUCCGACGACACUCCACGCCAUUGUUAGGAGGAAACAGCUAUACAUACACCAAGGAUUCUGCGGUUAGUCGGUGGCAAUUGGAAUUUUCCUUGGUUAAAUAUUUCAUCUGGGUACGCCAAAAAUCGGGUUAAUUUGACAGAUCUCUGAGGUGGAUUUGGAAUUUCUGGGGCUUAUGUGAAGGAAUCGGUGGUGAAAUUAGAGUUUAAUUGGUGAAAAUCAGUGGUGGGUUGAAGGCAAUUGGGGUUCUUUUGCAAGUUUUGUUCGUGGUUCUGGGAUUUUUUGGAUAGAAUCUUGGUGGGUUCUGCAGUUUGUGCGAUCUACUGUGGUGGGAUUGACCAUCAUAUUGGUUAGUCUUUGUGUCAAGCAUUUCUGGAGUGGAGUGUGAGUUUUGCUUCUCCUGGUACCUGCAGAAAAGUUUGAUACUUAGGUUAUUGUGGUGGAGAGCUAUUUAUUCUUGGGGGGUUCAAGAAAAUGAGUUCUAAUGCUUCAGUAGGUGUAAUUCAAAUGGGAAAACUUGUGGUUCAUAUUGCUGAGAAUGGGCAUUCAUAUGAGCUUGAAUGUGAUGAAUAUACUCUUGUUGAGGCCGUGCAGAGGUUCCUUGAAUCGGUUUCUGGGAUACCAUUUAAUGAUCAGCUUCUUUUGUGCUUGGACAUGAAAUUGGAAUCUCAGCGGCCCCUCUCAACGUACAAACUUCCAUCUGAUGACCAGGAUGUAUUUUUGUUCAAUAAAGCGAGAAUGCGGAGUAAUUCACCACUGCCUGCGCCAGAGCAAGUUGAGAUAAUUGAUAUCUCUGAUCCUCCAUUGCCCUCCUCAUCUCACAACCCUCAUCCUCUAGAUGAUGUUUCAGACCCGGCAUUAAAGGCCUUGCCUUCUUAUGAGAGACAAUUUAGAUAUCACUUUCAGUGUGGACAUGCUAUUUACAGUCGUACAUUAGCAAAAAUUGAGACAUGUGAGAGACUUUUGCAAGAGCAGAAGGUGCAAGAAAGGGCUUUGGAAAUUGCAAGGGGUAAUUUAGAUCACUUCUAUAAGAUUGUACUGCAAAACUACACAGAUUUUAUGAAAUGUUACUCACAGCAGCACCGUACUCAUACCAACCUUCUGGUGAACUUCGGGAGGGAUAUGGAAAAAUUGAGAUCUGUAAGGCUUCUUCCACCCUUGCAAACUGCUAACCGGAAAUGCUUACUAGAUUUUGUGAAAGAAGAAAACUUAUGGAAGACAGUGGAGGAUUGUAGCAUUUCUCACAGGCAAUUUGAGAACAAAGUUUCAGAAUUUAAACAGGAGUUUGGAGAUCUAAAGCGGAAUACAGAAACUUUGUAUUCUGGCAAAGCUUCAUUUCUUGUGAAAGACUUGGAUUUGGCUAUCAAAGACCACCAGCGGUUUAUCAAUGAGCAAAAGAGCAUAAUGCAAGCUUUAAGUAAAGAUGUAAAUACUGUAAAGAAGCUUGUUGAUGACUGUCUUUCCAGCGAGUUGUCAUCUUCACUUCGUCCUCAUGAUGCUGUUUCAGCAUUGGGUCCUAUGUAUGAUAGCCAUGAGAAAAGUUACCUUCCAAAGAUGCAGGCAUGUGACCGUGCAAUUUCCAGUUUGCUUGAUUUCUGCAGGGACAAAAAGAAUGAGAUGAAUAUCUUUGUGCAUAAUUAUAUGCAAAAGAUUGCAUACAUUCAAUACACCAUUAAAGACGUGCGCUAUAAGUUCUCUGUGUUCCAGGAGGCUUUGAAGCGUCAGAAUGAUCAAUUUGAGCACUUAAAAGUGGUGCGUGGGAUUGGUCCUGCAUAUAGGGCAUGCCUUGCUGAAGUAGUGAGAAGGAAAGCAUCAAUGAAAAUCUACAUGGGCAAGGCUGGACAAUUGGCUGAAAAACUUGCAACAGAGAGGAAUGCUGAAGUUAGGAGACGUGAGGAAUUUCUCAAAGUGCACAAUGCUUAUAUUCCUAGGGACAUUUUAGCGUCUAUGGGAUUGUAUGACUCCCCUAACCCAUGUGAUGUCAAUGUAACCCCUUUUGACACUAAUUUACUUGAUAUAGAUCUUUCCGACUUAGACCGUUAUGCUCCAGAGUCACUGUUCGGACCCUCCCCAAAGAGUGAAAAGCAUGGGGCUUCGAGGACUUCAUUGUCGACAUCUAAUGAUGGUUCUCAGUCUACUGAAGUUGAAGGAAGUGUGGUGGACAUGCAUGAGAGGUAUGAUUUCCAAGACAGACUUGAGGGAUCAGAGUUGGUGGAGAUUGCGGGAACUAGCAAGAUAGAAGUUGAGAAUGCGAAACUGAAAGCUGAACUUGCUUCUAAAAUUGCCUUGUUAUGUUCUAUAAGUACGGAGCUCGAUUAUGAAUCCCUUGAUGACAGUAAAUUGGAGAAUAUAUUGAAAACUGCUGCAGAGAAGACUUCUGAAGCUUUGCAUCUUAAAGAUGAGUAUGAAAAACAUCUCCAAUCGAUUAUAAAGGUGAAGCAGAUGCAAUGUGAGUCUUACGAGAAAAGGAUUCAGGAAUUAGAACAAAGGUUGUCUGAUCAAUAUCUGAGAGGACAUAAGCAUUCACCUGAUGAUGAUAGGGCUGGUUCUGCGGUUUCAAUUGCAAAGACUGAUGAUGAGAACAAAUCAGAAGUAUCAGCGGUUGGAGAAAUGCACAUGCCCCAUGCAAUGGAAGAGGUCUCUUGUGCAUCUAGCUCAAUUAAAUCUGGCCUUCCGGAUCAUGAUAAAGCACAAGAAGGCUUGGAUGAUAAUAUGACAGAUUCCUCUACUAUGCUAAAUCCUCACUUGGAUUCAUCAAUGCGAGAUCUACACCGUGACAAAGCACAUCUUUCUGACAAGGAUAAGAAGCAAACACCCUUUACUGAUGAAGGCAUGGCACUCACUGCAAGUAAUAUGGCUGUUAGCAUGUCACAACCAGCAGAUGUUCUAUCAUAUGAAACAGCUGUUGAACCAAGUGGGGAUGCUAAAGUGAGUGACGGUCUUGUAAUGGAAUUGAAAAAUGCCCUAGCAGAGAAAUCAAGUCAAUUAGACAAUGCAGAAACGAAGAUCCAAGAAUUAAUGGACAAGGUGUCCAAGCUUGGAAUGGAGCUGGAGAUCAAUCAGAAGCUACUUGAUGAAUCUCAGUUGAAUUGUGCUCAUCUGGAGAAUUGUCUGCAUGAGGCAAGAAAGGAAGCCCAAACCCAUCUUUGUGCAGCUGAUCGACGAGCUUCAGAGUAUAGCACAUUACGUGUUUCUGCUGUCAAGAUGCAUGGUCUUUUUGAAAGACUUAGAAGCUGUGUUUUGUCAGCUGGCGUGGCAACUUUUGCUGACUCUUUGCGUGCAUUGGCUCAGUCUUUAGGCAGUUGCAACGAGAACGAGGAUGAUAGUACUGCUGAGUUCCGUGAAUGUGUUCGAGUACUCGCAGAUAAAGUUAGCAUUUUAUCAAGACAGCGUGCGGAAUUGCUCGAUAGAUACUCAAAAGCUGAAGCUGCAAACGAGCAGCUUAGCAAGGAAUUAACAGAGAAGAAAGAGCUGGUCAACACACUUUACAUGAAGCAUCAGCUGGAAAAGCAGGCAAACAAAGAGAAGCUCUCUUUUGGCCGGUUAGAAGUCCAUGAAAUCGCUGCAUUCGUCCUCAACUCCGCAGGUUAUUAUGAGGCCAUCAACCGUAACUGCCCUUACUAUUACCUUUCUGCUGAAUCCGUGGCCUUAUUUACCGACCAUCUACCAAUCCGUCCAAGCUACAUUGUAGGGCAGGUUGUGCACAUUGAGAGACAGACAGUGAAGUCCCCACCAUCGACAUCACCAGAUCGAGCUGAGAGUACUAGAGAUUGCGUAGAUAUACUGACCUCCGAAAUGGGACCCAGCCGGUUAGGCUCGAAAUCAGGAUCGACAUCAAACCCUUAUGGGCUUCACGUAGGGUGUGAAUACUUCAUAGUGACUGUAGCCAUGUUACCUGAUACCGCAAUUCACUCGCCUGCUUCCUGAUCUUGUUGCGAAUGGCAGAUAUAGAUGUGAUGGAAGAAACUAAGUGUAAAUAUAUAUAGAUUGUAAUGGGGAUGUUACUUAAGAUGAAUACUCUUUAACGAGAGUUUCACUUCAUCUUCCCUUGUAUAGCUGCAAAUUAAUUCAAUCCAUCGCUUUGUAUAUAAUUAUGGGAUCUUGUGUAAAUUUCCCAAUAUUUAUUCCUUUUCCAUUAAGAACUUUUCAUGAUUCUCA
Sesamum indicum (sesame) is the source of this 4458-nucleotide messenger RNA. RefSeq names its product autophagy-like protein. NCBI's taxonomy places the organism in Eukaryota, Viridiplantae, Streptophyta, Magnoliopsida, Lamiales, Pedaliaceae. Gene Ontology annotation, molecular function: protein kinase binding; molecular adaptor activity. The record is from RefSeq and is a predicted model, not a curated record. Gene Ontology annotation, cellular component: phagophore assembly site membrane; Atg1/ULK1 kinase complex. Gene Ontology annotation, biological process: positive regulation of protein phosphorylation; autophagy of mitochondrion; ribophagy.